GCGGAUUGAAUCACAGCCACAGCUCCUGUCUGUGUUUGUCCGGAUUCUCACAUGACCCGAGUGUUUGUUCCCGUGAUCAACAUUUCCAUGAUGAUUUGUGAAGUUAAACGCAGAUGGAUUUACUGCAGCAGACUUUGGACCCCUCGAUGAGGCAACCGAAACAAGAAAAAGACAUGUUACAGACAUCUGAAGACGCUUCACGAGGAGCUGAAACAGCUUCAUUUCCUCACACUUCACCUUUCACUGACCAGAGCGUCCAGUAUCAGUUUCUCCCCGACAGCAGCAGCAGCACACAGGUAACCUAUCAGGUUGUUCAGUUGACUAAUCAGCCGCUGGUGGGAGGGGCAGUGGGCGUGGUCUCGUCUACUUCAUUUUCUGGAACCAAACAGGCUGUGAUACAGAGUCCCUUCAGUAAUAGAGGCAGUCCUGUGGCAGAGACUAUCGGAGGCGAGGCACGCUUCUCUUACGUCCCAACGACUGCUGUAAGUGAUGCAACAGCCGCUGGAGUUUCAGUUCAUCCGGCCGAAACCACACGCUCUCACACAGCAGGUCAGUUCUAUGUGAUGCACACAUCCGAGGUUCUUCAGCCAGGUGGACCAUGUACCAUAUCUCCCCACACUCAUCCAUAUGCAUCGAAGAUGGACGGGCUGCGAACGCCGAGAGACCAGCGUAGGAAGGCGCAACACAACGAGGUGGAGCGACGGAGGAGAGACAAGAUCAACAACUGGAUCGUGAUGCUGUCUACAAUCAUCCCAGAUUGCAGCAUGGACAGCACUAAAACCGGAGCGAGUAAAGGCGGUAUCCUGUCCAAGGCUUGCGAUUACAUCCAGGAGCUGCGGCAGACCAACUGCAGACUCCACGAGAGUCUACAAGAAGUGAAGAGAGUCCAGAUGGACAACGAUAUCCUCCGACAGCAGGUGGAGGAACUGAAAAAUGAGAACGCUUCGCUUCAAGCGGAGCUACAGCAGCUCCGAGCCGAAGCAGAUUUCACAGACGUGCCAUCGCAUUGAGACUGCGGACGGAGAUUCUUACUUCAACAAACGAAGGACGAUUUUUUUAUGUGCCAGAUUUUAACACGGACUAAACGAGGAACCGGAUGGUGCUCCAGAGCGAUACUCUGAAGCAAAAAGCGCUCUAUGCUAAAUGUAGAUGAAAUGAAAGAGCUGUAAAACCUGGACACCUGCCUUAGUUUAUUCUUGCUAUUUAUUAAGCUUUUCUGUGAGAACUUUGCGAUUUCUUUCUGUCAGAUUAACCUUUUUACCACUUUUGAAACUUGUUUUUUUUUUUUUAUAACCGGUCGCUUUUUGUUCCAAUUUUGCUAUUUAAUUUGCUUCUGUUUGCUUUUUUAGUUCAUUCACACACAUUUAAUUUAUUCAGUAGGUAAUGUCAGUAAAAAUAAUUCUGUAUAAUUUGAACCUCACUGCGACCGAGCUAUCGUUCAUUUCUGUGUGCACCUUUCUUGAGCUCAUCUGAAUUCACUGCAACUAAAAAAAAAAGAACAACAAAAUUUACUUUUCUUAAAUUUGACCUCAAAGAUUAAUGGCAGAAACGUGAGGGAAUGUUUUUAUAUUGAUAUUUUAUAUUAAGUGUAACUUUAUAUAUAACAUUCAUGCAAUUAAAUAAUACAAUAAUACAAUACAAACAUUUUUUCCUGUUUCCGGGUCCAACUAAUGAAAUUUUUUUUUUAGAGUCGUGUCUCUGAAAGGGCAAAUUGUACAGCUUUAGAAGUUUCAUUUCACUAAAAAUAUCGAUGAAUAAUACAAUGGACUCUGGAGAAGGAUUAGGAUCCAUAUUAAUGGAGGUUUUAUUGACAGUAUCAACACAUCAGCCAAAAAAAAAAAAAAAAACUAAUUAAAAAAACUGGCAAAGCAGGCGAAUGUCUGUAAAUGUGCAACAAACAAUAAAACCAGAGAAUAAAUCCAAAAAGUAGUCAAAAGAACAAGCACUACUGAAAACGCUGCCUUCGUUUGCCAUCAGAAUUAUCCUGUCGUGUUUACAUGCUUUCUUGUUGGAAACGAUAUGAAAAAUGGACGACACUAGAUUCAUUCAUAGGUAUUUAACUCAGCUCAUGUACAACAUGAAGAGAAAGGUUGCUGAUCUACAUAAAUGAAUAUGGCUAAAACCGCCGGUGCUAACUAGUUAAAUCAUUUUUUUAAAAUCUGUUAUUCAGAAAGUUUCUCAACUCUCCUUUGCUAUGUUAAGAAUGUAAGAAUUUUUUAAUUAAAAUUGCCGUAAUUACGACCUGAGGUGGUCGUUCGUGUGUAACUUCCUAGUCGAAAACUCGUAUUUACUAUAAUUGUGAUAGCAUUUGAUGGUAGGAUUAUAUAGAGGUCAUAAAAAGAGGGAGCGAACAAGAAAUUGUGUUAAAGGUCAUGAUAGAUCUGAGCAGAUUGUGACCUCUGCUGGCAGGGAGGGAAAACGUCCUGAGGUAGUGUUUAUUGUAGAAAUGAACAGCUGCCUUUAGAUUAGCAUUAAAAAUUCAGUGAAAAUUUGCAGUAAUUGGAUUUUUCUGGAUGUUCUUUUGUCAGGACAAGGAAAUAUGUAGAUGUUUAGUUCCAUGGUCAUCACACGCAGGAUACACAUGUAGUAGAUGGAGAUCAUAAACAUGAUAAAUGAGUCUUUAGAAGUAAAUUUUGUGUUAGGCGUAAAGCAAAAACAGCUGCACGUAGCCAUCUGAAAGGGCAUGGAGUCGGUGAUGGAUAACGAUCCAUGUGUAAUGAAACUCACUCUCGCACCUUAAUGGGCUAAACAGGCUGAAUUUGUCGCUAAAAGCUCGCACAUUUCAUGUGUGAAAAUGCAGUUUACAACUGAGGGAUCUGUUACAUUACUCUCCACCGACAAGCCUUCAGGCAAUCUGUUUGCGGUUAGAGUUCCUUUUUUAUUUUGUAAUUUUACUUCUGCAGUAUCAGCCAAAGCAGCUUUACACACAUGCUGAGAUGUUUAAAGAACAAUUCUGGACAAAAAAAAUGGUUUCCUUUUACCCCAGAACAGUAGGGUGGAAGUGAUUCAGACGAUAUUAUUGUUCCAGUUGAUUUGCACACUAGAUUUUCUCAUUUAUUUUUCUUAUUAUGCUAUUUUAUCAAACUGUUUAUGUACAAAUAGUAUUACUGAUUACGAUCUGUCCUUUGAAAUAGUCUGUAUUUUGAAGAUUACACUUGCUGUUUGCAUGAUCGUAAGUUUGAGGCCGCAAUAGACUCAAUAGUAUGGUGCUAAAAAUGAAAAAAAGCUAACGUCAGACACAGAAACGUCAGAUACAGUCUUGGCUGACUGACUACAUUUGGAAGGAUUUUGUGAAUUUUAUUUUUGGCUAAACUUUUCUUGUCACCUCUGACGUCAAAAAGGUAUGAAAUUAAGAAUUCGAAGGUGUUUUCUUUCCCUCUUUUGGCCAAUUUGAACCUCGAUUUUAAUAAUUCUCUUCCUUCAUGCAUCAUUUUUAGUAAAGAAUUUAUCCUGGUUAGGAUCACAAUGGAUCCAGAGUCUAUCCUGUGAAUAAUGGGCAUAAAGUUUUUUGUGUUUAUUUAUUUUUUCCAGACAAAAUAUGUGGAAAAUGUAGAGCAAUUGUAAUUGUAAAAAUUGUAAUGACCUUAGAAUAUUUUAGAGUUUGCGUUUAUUUCAGUGUGAAAUCCUGGAGGGAUUGAUUUUUACAGAAAUCUAGAGAACUCAAAUGAAUCCUUCACAAAUAUGUGGAGAAGAUACACAGAAACACAUAGUUAUCCGAGUUAAGGAUUAAAGACGAAACAUUAAACCUAACGAGUAACUGGUAGUAAUAAUAAUAAUAUUGAAAGAUGUACAAAAAAUAAAGUUAAAUGAUCCAAUAUAAAUCUUAUUUAGGCACGAGUUUAUUCAAUUCUGGACAAAUAUUAGCCUCAAACACUGGUCAGUUGGAUAUGGAACAUAUAAUGUUUUUUUUUUGUUUGUUUUUUUUUAAGUUGACUGUCAAUGUUCUUUUUCUUUUUUCUUAAACACCCCCACCACCCCCACCCCACCCCA
This is a messenger RNA of Tachysurus vachellii, 3990 nucleotides long. RefSeq names its product upstream stimulatory factor 2. The record is from RefSeq and is a predicted model, not a curated record. The coding region runs from base 114 to 1010 and encodes 298 amino acids. Gene Ontology annotation, molecular function: DNA-binding transcription factor activity, RNA polymerase II-specific; protein dimerization activity; RNA polymerase II cis-regulatory region sequence-specific DNA binding. NCBI's taxonomy places the organism in Eukaryota, Metazoa, Chordata, Actinopteri, Siluriformes, Bagridae. Gene Ontology annotation, biological process: regulation of transcription by RNA polymerase II. The transcript has 10 exons.